AUGUCGAACUCUGAAGAUUUACCCAUACUACUGCCCAAGGACAACAUGAAUGAGAACGACGCGCUUUCUCUCAAUGAUGACGAUGCUCUUUACAAUAUGGAUGUUGACAUUCCAAACAAUGGUCAGGAAAGUACAACAGCUGGCAGUGAAGAAACAAGUGCUCAAUUGGAGCCCAAUGACCUCACCAUGGAUAUCUUUGAUGACUCCAACUUGAAGUCCCUAAACCCCUCAGACGCUCAGAAAAGCAAUGACACAGCAGACGACGACAGUUCGAAAAAUGAAGGUAUCGCGUCAAAAAAUUCACCAACUCUGAUCGAAGGAGAUGCAAACGUGAAGGAAGAGACUUCUCAAAGUAAGAAUAUUACAGACUCCGUCGCAACAGACGAAAAACUGGCGUCGACUGAAAGCAUUGAAGAUGCGACAAAAGAAGAUGAACUCGUCGCAAAGACAAAGAAAAGUACACCAAGGAUAGUCGAUGACGACGAGCUUGAGGUCAAAAAAGAACCAGAAUUGGAAGAACAUUUAUCUGACUCAGAAUAUGAAAACGUUAAUGGCAAAGCACACGACAAGGGCCCCUCCUUGGAUAUCAACGCAGACGACAAAACGCGUAUCCGCCAAACCCAUGCUAUCAUCAUUCCAUCCUAUGCAAGCUGGUUUAACAUGAGGAAAAUUCACCAAAUAGAACGCGACUCUUUGCCUGAAUUUUUCAACACAUCCCAUCCAUCAAAGUCACCCAAGAUUUAUGCGAAUUAUCGAAACUUCAUGAUCAAUGCCUAUCGGUUAAACCCUAAUGAAUAUCUCACGCUCACUUCAUGUCGCCGAAACUUAGUAGGCGAUGUGGGAACGUUAAUGAGAGUACACAGAUUCCUCAACAAAUGGGGUCUCAUUAACUAUCAGGUAAAUCCCCAAUUCAAGCCUGCUUAUGCCCUUGAAAAGUUACCUAAUGGGUCACUGGUGGGGUUACCAUAUGCUGGAGACUUUCAUGUUCAGUAUGAUACACCAAGAGGUUUGUUCCCUUUCAAUACUCACAGGGUCAACGCCAAUAAUGUCAAUAUUGAAAAGUUAAAGCAAUUGGUUGAGUCUGAAAAUUUCAUGAAUGGGGAGAAAACUACUAGCUCGGAAGACAAAACAUCCGACGAACCUCCUUCGAAGAAGCAAAAGAAGUCCGAAGACGACUGGUCGCCAAAGGAACUUGCAAAUUUGCUUUUGGGCAUAAAGAAAUACAAAAAUGACUGGUACAAAAUUGCUAAGCAUGUUGGUGACCGCAAACCUCAAGAGUGCAUUCUCAAAUUUCUCAGUAUUCCCAUCGAAGAUGAAUUUGACACUGUGGAAAAGAAAGAUUUAGGGAUCCUCAAGUUUGCGCCGAACUUUCCCGUCACUUCUGUGGACAAUCCCGUCAUAAGCAAUUUGAUUUUCAUGACCACUCUUGUGGACAAUGAAGUGGUCAAAGCCGCAAGCUCCAGAGCAUCUAAAGUCAUCGACGAAAGAUUUUUCGAACGCGUACGAGAAGUGUACAAAGACAAAGAAGAAGAACAGGUCAAGAAAGAGUCGGAAAACGAAAACGAGGGGAGGUCUGACCAGCAUUCAAGUUCUAGUAAGCCAUCAGAAGGUGGAGACGAAGAGCUUGAUUCUCUUCUCAAAGAGACUAGUGGCUCUGGAGACACUGGUGUUAUUGAAGACGCUGCUACAGCUGUCUUUGGAUCAGUGGCUGCCCGUAGCCAUUUGUUUGCGAAUUACGAAGAAAGAGAAAUGCAGAAGAUCACUACCACGAUUCUUAACCAAGAACUAAACAAAAUCGAUGUCAAGUUAACUAAGAUCAAGGAGCUUGAGAAGAUCUUUCAGCGUGAGCGUCAAAAUUUGGCUCAACAGCAAAAUGAGGUUUUCCUUGAUAGGUUAGCUUUGGCAAAGUCUACAGCUGGGGUCACUCUGAAGUUGAACGAGGUGAUUUCUAUUCUCAAAGGCGUAACUAGUGGUGGGGCCAGUAAUGGCUCUGAAGAUAUUGAGAAGGCGUCAAAGUUGCUAACUGAUGUUCAGCCACUUUUAUUCAAAGCGAAUGGUAAGGAUUUUGUUCCGACAGAAAAGAAAGAUGAAGAACCUGCCAAUGCGGAGGAUGAGGCGAAUAAAGCUGCGAAGAGAAACUCUGUGGUUAAGCCUUUGUCUAUAGAGCGGCCUCAAUCCUUUAAGGUUUGGGUUCCUUGA
Messenger RNA from Clavispora lusitaniae ATCC 42720, 2199 nucleotides. RefSeq lists its product as uncharacterized. Gene Ontology annotation, cellular component: SWI/SNF complex. Gene Ontology annotation, biological process: positive regulation of DNA-templated transcription. Lineage: Eukaryota; Fungi; Ascomycota; Pichiomycetes; Serinales; Metschnikowiaceae. The record is from RefSeq and is a predicted model, not a curated record. Gene Ontology annotation, molecular function: DNA binding; histone binding.